GAGGAAAAUCGCCGUUACUCCGGAGACAACAACGGUCUUGUUCCUCUCAGAGAGAUGUAUUCGCCGUCGUCUUGUAACAGAGGAAGAGCGUUUCCGAUGAGAACAGAGAGUGGUGAUCUUCCGAGUUUAUCGGUGAGACUGAUAUUCACACAAGGGUUAAUGAAAGGAGUCGUGGUUCAGGAAUCUCCGAGGUUCUUGUUUUUGCCUCCCGCGGUUUCUGAUUACUCUCCAGCUCCGUCGUCGGCUUGUUCUUCGCCUAGGAGUCGUGACGGUUUCUUCGGAAUUAGGGAGAAGAAGAAAAAGGGAUCUUUUAUGAACAGAUACUUGUGUUUUGGUGGUAAAGGAUUAGCCAUUGCUGGUUCUUCUGAGAUGAUCAGUAAUGGCUCUGGUCAUCGUCUUCGUCCCCAGAGUUUCAAACGAGUGAUGUCUUUGGUUUCUUGAAAUACAUAAGUUUUCUUAUU
Molecule: messenger RNA, 461 nt
Organism: Arabidopsis arenosa
Lineage: Eukaryota; Viridiplantae; Streptophyta; Magnoliopsida; Brassicales; Brassicaceae
Source: the annotation of a GenBank genome assembly